Monopterus albus (swamp eel) is the source of this 4647-nucleotide messenger RNA. RefSeq names its product kirre like nephrin family adhesion molecule 3, like (gene kirrel2). The record is from RefSeq and is a predicted model, not a curated record. Gene Ontology annotation, cellular component: plasma membrane; cell-cell junction. The coding region runs from base 631 to 2907 and encodes 758 amino acids. Gene Ontology annotation, biological process: cell-cell adhesion. Gene Ontology annotation, molecular function: cell adhesion molecule binding. Lineage: Eukaryota; Metazoa; Chordata; Actinopteri; Synbranchiformes; Synbranchidae. The transcript has 15 exons.
UGGGGCUCCUCCGACUCAGCUCCUGCCAGAUUUGUUGUACCCCCUCUACCAGAUGACUGUCAAUGUGCAUUUCCUACUGGCAAGAGUUAGUGAGACGUAAACAAGGGAGACUGCCAGAAGAAGAGUGCUUGAGUAAGUGUGUGUAAGAGAGAAGGAGAGAGUGUUCUACAGUGGGAACUGAGUGAGAGACUCCAGCGAAAGGGACGAGUGGCAGCCUCACCGGGGCUUAUCGUUGCGCACUGCCGAGGACGAGAGAUCGCUUCUGAGCACAGCAUACUCAAGCUGGUUCAAAAGUGGACUGCGGUCGAGCCUACUGAUUGAAACGACCAAUUCACAAAUGGACUGUUAGAGAGCACAGUGUGAGGUAAAAGCUGUACCAGCGUGACAGGGAACGGACAGCGGAAAAGAAGCUGGUGCAGCGGGGAAAGUUACCAACUAUGGAGAUGCCUUGUUAACUGAGAGUUUACAAACUGUUCGGACUAUUCAAACUCAUUUCUUUAAACUGGAUGCGAUUAUAGGCAAAUCCCAGAGCGCUUGUCCGUCCGGUGAUAGGUGCCACAGUGGAUCAUAACCAGCUCACAGACUAAGCGAGUGAAUCCUUCCACACAGUCAGCGGCCAGAGCAACUAAAAUGACUGCACUAUACCUCGUCUUUUGCCUUAUGGUCACAGCAGCCACCCAAGCAGCCUAUUUCUCCCAGCAGCCCCAAGACCAGGUGGUUGUAUCUGGUCAGUCAGUGACUCUACCUUGUGUCAUUGUGGGUUACCAGGGAAUGGUACAGUGGACCAAAGAUGGCCUUGCACUGGGUGGAGAGAGAGACCUACCAGGCUGGAUGCGGUAUUCUUUAAUGGGCGACCCGGUAUCAGGCGAGCACAGCUUGCUGAUCGAUUCGGCAGAGUUGGCGGAUGACGCGGUGUACGAGUGUCAGGCUACACAGGCGGCACUGCGCUCCCACCGUGCCAAACUCACUGUACUAGUUCCUCCUUCAGAUCCUGUGGUGGAGGGGGGCCCUGUUGUACGUCUUAAGGCCCACACACCACACAACCUCACCUGCAGAGCCUCGGGAGCCAAACCUGCUGCUGAGAUCACCUGGUACAGAGAUGGAGAGGUCAUGGAGACUGCAAUUUAUUCCAAGACACUGAUGGAGGAUGGGAAGAGGGAGGUGGCUGUCAGCAUGCUUCCAAUGAUCCCCGAGGACAGCGACUCUGGACGCACCUACACCUGCAGGGUUCUUAAUCCAGCUGCCCCCGCUGGACGACAGACAUCAGUCACCAUCAAUGUCCAGCACCCUCCUUCAGUGACUCUAUCAGUCCAGCCUCAGACUGUGACUGAGGGAGCCAAGGUUCUCUUCAUCUGCUCGGCUUCAGCCAAUCCUGAAAUCACUGGAUACAGAUGGUCAAAAGGAGGAGUUCCUAUCUCUGAAGCAAAUGGGGACAGCCUCGAGGUGACAGUGGACUACUCCUACUUCACAGACCCCGUCUCCUGCGAGGUGUCCAACUCUGUGGGCAGCACCAAUGUCAGCACCCUGGUCGAUGUCCAGUUUGGCCCCAGACUUCUGUCAGAGCCAAAGCCAGUGACGGUGGAUAUAGGGAUGGAUGCAGCCUUUACUUGUGCAUGGACUGGGAAUCCUCCUCUGACCCUGGCCUGGACCAAGCAAGGCUCCAGCGUGGUGCUCAGUAAUGGUAACACCUUGCAGCUGAAGGCUGUUACCCAGGAGGAUGCUGGAACAUACACCUGCAAGGCCAUCGUGCCCCGGAUCGGCGUCGCAGAAAGAAAUGUUAUUCUAACUGUAAAUGGUCCGCCUAUCAUCACAGCAGAUGCCACACAGCAUGCUGUGAAGCACUCCAAGGGCAAGCUGGAGUGCCGGGUGGGAAGCAGCCCCCCACCUGACAAGAUUGUGUGGACCUUUGGUGACAUGAGCCUAUCUUCUGGUUCAUCCGGUCGUUACUCAGUGCAUACAGUAACCAGCGACCAUGGAGUCCUGUCUUCUCUGGUGCUAUCUGAGACUCUGGCACAGGAUUUCCAGCUACGCUACAACUGCACUGCUUGGAAUCGCUUUGGCACUGGCACCGCCCUUGUCACACUGAAGGAGCAAGAAGCCCUGCCUAUGUUGAUAAUUGUUGGUGGAGCAGUAGGUGGAGGCUGUGUCCUGCUCAUCUGCGUCAUCACUCUGGUCUCCCUCUGCUGCAGGCAUACAGGCAAAGGUGAGCUCAAUGGUAAAAGGUGCACUCGUCUUUCCAAGAGUGACAUCAGAGUGCAGAUUGUUCACAGUGAUCACAAUGCUACACGUAGCAAUGAUGAUGAGGAGGAUGUCAAAGAACCCAUGGCUCCAAACAGCAGCGAAUCUCCUGGGACAUCACGCACAGAACACAGUGACCUCCUGGAAGAGGAGGAGGAUGAGAGAUCAGACAUAAAGGAUCCCACCAAUGGCUACUACAAUGUCCAUGGCCAUGAAGACCGUCAUAUUCGCAGCAGUGGAUUCUCUGAAUAUGUGCCCAACUCUCGGCCAGUCUACACUCCAUCACAGCUGCCCUCCCCCAGCCCCAUGUACGGUCAACAUGGCACCCAGCCUCGUGUCUAUGAUUUCUCCCAGCGAUAUGCAACCACCACAGUGAGCAGAACCACAUACGAACAGCAGCAAGCCACCCAACAGCAGGCUGCUCAGCCUGCCAGUAUUUAUCCCACUGACCCCCUCUACAGUGGCUCCGCCUACCUACCUGCUACCUAUGGUCGCGCCUUCACCAGUUACGUUAAGCCCGCUUCGUAUGAGAAGGUUGAUGCAUAUGACCAAUCAGAUCAGGCCAGCAAGGUGUCCAGCUCAUCCCGCUUCUCAUAUGCUUCUUCACAAGUGUCCUCCCAGCAGUCUGACUAUGGCCGACCUUCACAGCGUAUGCAGACUCAUGUCUGAUUAGAUUGAAAAAAUAAUAAUAAUUUGGAGAAAUACAAGUGCAGGAGCAGUGAGUAGCUAACCAAUGUCACCUCCACAUACAUGUGUGGAUGGACUAACACAGAGACUUUCUUUACUCAGACAGUCCUUUGAGGAUAUGUGUGGACAGCAUUUGGAGGCGGUCACACGAUUUAGGUUAUGGAAUAACCAACCUGUUUGUUGUCACCAACAGUAAUGAUAACCGCAGAGCUCCUGAGCUGGAGAAUUCAGAAGGUUGCGAUGUCUGUGUCAAACCUUACACUGAUUACAUUGACUAAACUGAUUCCAGUUUGAUACCUCGCCAGAUUAUCUCUAUACGAUAACCACCCAGACCUGUGGAGACCCUGUCAGUGCAAGGGCCAUCUAGAAAAUAAAUCAAGUGCACCUCCUACGGUAAAUGUGGGUGGCCGAAACGAUCGGGGUUGUUGUUUACCUGCAUUCCAGAGUUUACUUUAUGGCAACACUAAAUGUCAAACAUGAGUGCUAAAAUACUUUGAAAGAAGAUUUUACACAUUUGAGGAAAACAAACUGAUAUGAACAACCUAUUGUUGUCUGUCAUUUGGUGUUUUGUUGGCAUGCGAAAGGAAUUCUAAGCACAUUUGUGUCUCUAUCCCUAACACAAUGCUGAGCUAUUCAUAGAGACAGAUAUAUACAAUUCCGCACAACAGGCUAGCUCUACUGACCAACAAGUGCUACAGGCACUGUACUGGAUGAAGAGUCUAAUCAGCGGCGGAAAAUACUUCUGGUCCAAGCUGUAUUCCUGGAGCUUCUUCUGAUAAAAUCCCUAACAAGUUGGACUUGAGAUAUGAAGAGAAUGAAGGACUAAAUGUAACAGUGUGUUGAACCAAGAUGGACAAAAUAAGGCCAUGAAAACCCAAAGAUGGUGAUAACUGUAUAGGAGAAAACAGGGGCUGAGGCUGAAUACUGCUGUCCUACCCCUGGUGCUGUCUUCUACUGUGUUUUCUGAUUGUAAAAUAAGGAGUAAUGCUAUUAGCAGAACAAUCAAAAGUGGUGGCUUGGAAAAUGGUGGCAAUCUUUAAAUAAAAAUGAAAAUGAAUGCGGCGUCAACUUCGGCAGGCUCAGGUGGGGUAAGAGGUCAGUCCUAAUGGUGGAGUUUACACUGAAGUUUUACAACUCAAUCAAAUUGUCUUAAUAUGUUUACAAGAAACAGUACUACCCUGAAACACUAAGUAUCUGUACAAAUGGCUGAGCCGAUACCUUCUCUCUGUUGCAUGCAGAUUAUGUGUCUAGUGAAAAUCUUCAACAUUUAUAUUCAUGUCCAUUUCAUGUUCUGUACCUGGCCCAGUUACAUUCCACUUUCUGGAUGUUUCAGUGCGGACGCCUGUACUGCCAUUUGUCUAAAAAGCUCUUACCAGGCAGCCUGAUGAGAGAACAAAUGCCACUUAAAGUGAGGAGGCAAACAUCAUCGCUUGUCUUUAUUUUUAUAUUUUAUAUAAGCCUUAAUGUACAGCGUGUAAGCUGCUCUAUUGUAAAGUAUCUUUAUAUACAUAUGUAUCUUUCUUGGUUCAUUUAUUUGGGUCCACAGAUUUUCUUCUCUAAGUUGGUCAUCAAUCACUGAAUGCCAUUAAUAUGCCGUUUUUGGAACAUGACUAAUUGCCAUUGGUUUAUUCUUUUAAUAAUGUAUUAAGAAUUUUAUUUGCUAAAAAUGAGCUAUCAUUGCUUGUACCUUUGUACACAUAUUUAUAUUUAAAUAAAACCCAU